Molecule: messenger RNA, 7029 nt
Organism: Gymnodraco acuticeps
Lineage: Eukaryota; Metazoa; Chordata; Actinopteri; Perciformes; Bathydraconidae
Gene: slit2
Product: slit homolog 2 (Drosophila)
Exons: 37
Coding region: 743-5314 (1523 amino acids)
Biological process (GO): negative regulation of cell growth; retinal ganglion cell axon guidance; negative chemotaxis
Molecular function (GO): calcium ion binding; Roundabout binding; heparin binding
Source: RefSeq, a predicted model, not a curated record
CUCUCUCUCUCACACACUCCCGGGAGCAGCGCUUUGACGCACCACGCAAAGUUGGAUUAUACUAUUGCGCGCUGGUCUUUGACGGGGCUUUUUUCCCUCCCUAACACUGCCUACACCCUUGCCACUGACUUGCCAUUGAUAUAUUAUCUGGAUCAAUAUCUUUCCUCCUCGGUGACCUCUGCUGAGCUUUUUGGAAGAACCGAGCGCGGUCUCCUUUCUGGACGCGUGUUAUGAAUUCAUAACUAAGACAGCCUCACCUGGAGUGCGUGUGUUUGUAUGCAGUAAAGUGUGUCUGAGAGUUUGUUUCUCUGGAUCAGAUCAAGCAGUGAGGUGUUUUAUUGGCUUGGUUCAGCACACGCUCAUACGCUUACAGACACAACACACAUCGGGGGGAUUUUGGGCACCGCAUGCCGGGGACAUGUGGAAGUUUGCGCCGCUGUAGCGCAGCCAGAGAGCCGGUCCACCGCCUCGUCAACCUCUCGUCUCCCUUUCAAGGGGGGGGGCAAAUUCCUAAUUCACAGCUUUCAUACAUAAAAACCCCUCUAAGAAGACCCAAAUGUGAAUUUUAGAGCGAUACAUUUGAGAAUCCCAGGUCUGAGGGGAGGACAACGAAAAGGAGGACUGCAUCCCGUUGCGUGCAGAGUUUGGUGAGCUGUUUCGGGGAUUUCAGGGCUUUUAUUUUUGAACGCCCUUGUAUUUUCUCGUUAUUUUGUGGGUCUCAUAUUGGCCCCCACUUGCCGCAAUGAUGGUGGGAACUCUGAGCCCCGCUGGCCCCGCUGGCCACGGCCGCUCCCCGGUGACUGCGCUGGGGCUGCUGGCCGUCCUGCUCUCGGUCCUGUCCGGCGGAGCGGACGGACAGCCCUGCCCGGCGCAGUGCUCCUGCACCGGGACUACCGUAGACUGUCACGGCCAAGGGCUCCGCAGCGUGCCCAGGAAUAUCCCCCGCAACACCGAGAGACUGGAUCUGAAUGCAAACAACCUCACUAAAAUCACCAAGGCGGAUUUUGCAGGACUGAGGCAUCUGCGAGUGUUGCAGCUAAUGGAGAACAAAAUCACCACAAUAGAGAGAGGAGCGUUCCAGGACCUGAAGGAGCUGGAGAGACUGCGCCUGAAUCGGAAUAACCUGGCCGUGUUCCCCGAGCUGCUUUUCCUGGGAACGACAAAACUUUACAGACUUGAUCUCAGCGAGAACCAGAUUCAGGGGGUUCCACGGAAAGCCUUCAGAGGAGCUGUGGAGAUCAAGAACCUCCAGUUGGACUACAACCACAUCAGCUGUAUUGAAGAUGGAGCUUUCCGAGCGUUACGUGACCUGGAAGUGCUCACCCUCAACAACAACAACAUCAGCCGUCUGUCUGUGGCCAGUUUCAACCACAUGCCGAAGCUAAGGACCUUUCGCCUGCACUCCAACAACCUGCAGUGUGACUGCAACGUGGCCUGGCUGUCAGAGUGGCUGCGACAGCGACCCCGCCUGGGUCUCUACACACAAUGCAUGGCCCCUCCGCACUUGAGGGGGCACAACGUGGCUGAGGUGCAGAAGAAGGAGUUUGCCUGCACAGGUCACCAGUCGUCAUCAUCAUCUUCUUCCUGCAGUGUGAUACAGUGCCCAGAGUCCUGUACCUGCAGUAACAACAUUGUAGACUGCAGAGGGAAGGGACUGACAGAAAUACCCACCAACCUGCCUGAAACCAUCACUGAGAUACGACUGGAGCAGAACGCCAUCAAGGUGAUCCCAGCUGGAGCCUUUUCUCCUUAUAAGAAGCUGCGCAGGAUUGACUUGAGUAACAACCAGAUUUCCGAGUUAGCCUCAGACGCCUUCCAAGGUCUGCGCUCCCUCAACUCUCUGGUGUUAUACGGGAACAAGAUCACUGAGAUUUCCAAAGCACUGUUUGAGGGACUUUUUUCUCUGCAGCUAUUGUUACUGAAUGCUAAUAAGAUAGCGUGUCUGCGUGUGGAUGCAUUUCAGGACCUCCACAACCUCAACCUUCUCUCACUAUAUGACAACAAGCUCCAAACCAUCGCCAAAGGGACCUUCUCAUCACUAAGAGCCAUACAAACGCUUCACUUAGCCCAGAACCCGUUUAUCUGUGACUGCCAUCUGAAGUGGCUGGCAGACUACCUUCAGGACAAUCCCAUCGAGACGAGCGGCGCCCGCUGCACCAGCCCCCGACGCCUCGCCAACAAACGAAUCGGACAAAUCAAGAGCAAGAAGUUCCGCUGCUCAGGUACUGAAGAUUACCGCAGUAAGCUUGGAGGGGACUGCUUCGCCGACUUGGCCUGCCCAGAGAAGUGCCGCUGUGAGGGCACCACGGUGGACUGCUCCAACCAGAAACUCACCAAAAUACCAGAUCACAUCCCCCAGUACACCGCCGAACUGCGUCUGAACAACAAUGAAUUCACUGUGCUCGAGGCGACAGGGAUCUUCAAAAAGUUGCCUCAGCUGAGAAAGAUUAACCUGAGCAAUAACCGUAUCACUGACAUAGAGGAGGGGACAUUUGAAGGAGCCUCCGGGGUCAACGAGUUGAUCCUGACCUCCAACAGACUGGAGAACGUACACCACCUCAUGCUGAAGGGACUCGGUGGCCUCCGCACACUUAUGCUGAGGAGUAAUCGUAUCAGCUGUGUGAGUAACAGCAGUUUUGUGGGGUUGAGCUCCGUUCGUCUGCUGUCGCUCUACGACAACCAGAUCACCUCCAUGAACCCUGGAGCCUUCGACACAUUGCACUCCCUGUCCACACUCAACCUUCUGGCCAAUCCCUUUAACUGUAACUGUCACCUGGCCUGGCUCGGUGAUUGGCUCAGAAGGAAACGCAUCGUCACGGGUAACCCUCGCUGCCAGAAUCCUUAUUUCUUGAAGGAGAUCCCCAUCCAGGAUGUAGCUGCCCAGGAUUUUGCCUGUGAAGAUGGUAACAACGAGAACAGCUGCUCCCCAGUGCUGAGGUGUCCCGCAGAGUGCUCCUGUCUGGACACGGUGGUGCGCUGCAGCAACAAGGGCCUCAACACGCUGCCCAAAGGCCUGCCCAAAGAGACCACCGAACUGUAUCUUGAUGGCAACCACUUCACUCAGGUUCCUGUGGAGCUCUCCGAUUACAAACACUUAACACUCAUUGAUUUGAGUAACAACCAGAUCAGCACGUUGUCCAACCACAGCCUCAGUAACAUGUCCGAGCUGCUUACCCUAAUCCUGAGCUACAACCGCCUGCGCUGCAUACCAGUGAGGGCGUUCGAUGGACUCAAAUCUCUCCGUUUGCUGUCUCUCCAUGGUAACGACAUAUCACUGAUACCAGAGGGAGCCUUCAAAGACCUGUCAUCGCUCUCCCACCUGGCUCUGGGGGCCAACCCUCUGUACUGUGACUGCCACAUGCAGUGGCUGUCAGACUGGGUGAAGAGCGGCUACAAGGAGCCUGGCAUCGCCCGCUGCACCGGCCCUGGUGACAUGACCGACAAACUGCUGCUCACAACACCUUCCAAGAAGUUCACCUGCAUAGGUCCUGUAGAUAUGAAUAUACAGGCCAAAUGUGAGCCUUGCCUGUCUAACCCCUGCAAGAAUGAUGGCUCCUGCUCCAACGACCCAGUGAACUACUACCGCUGCAACUGCCCCUUUGGAUUUAAGGGACAAAACUGUGAGGAGCCCAUUCAUGCCUGCAUCAGUAACCCGUGCCAUAAUGGAGGCACUUGUCACCUGAAGGAAGGAGAAGAGAGCAACUUCUGGUGUGUGUGUCCAGAGGGCUUUGAAGGCGACGCAUGUGAGAUCAACAUCGAUGACUGCGAAGACAACGACUGUGAGAACAACUCCACCUGCGUCGAUGGAAUCAACAACUACACUUGCAUGUGCUCAGCAGAAUACACAGGGGAGCUAUGUGAAGAGAAACUGGAUUUUUGCGCUCCAGACCUGAACCCUUGUCAGCACGACUCAAAGUGCAUUUUGACCCCUCAGGGAUACAAGUGUGAGUGCACUCCAGGGUACGUGGGUGAGCACUGUGAGCUGGACUACGAUGACUGUGAGGACAACAAGUGUCAGAACGGAGGGCAGUGCAUUGAUGCAGUCAACGGGUACACCUGCGUCUGUCCAGAGGGAUACAGCGGGUUGUUCUGUGAGUACUCUCCUCCGAUGGUCCUUCCUCGCACCAGCCCCUGUGACAACCACGAGUGCCUCAAUGGGGCGCAGUGUGUCAUCGUGGGAACAGACCCCCGCUGCCAGUGUCUCCAGGGCUACGAGGGCGAGAGCUGUGAAACGCUCGUCAGUGUCAACUUUGUCAACCGCGAGUCCUACCUGCUACUUCCCUCCAGUCUCCUCUCACCAGAGACCAACAUCAGCCUGCAGAUUGCUACAGAUGAGGACAGUGGCGUGUUGUUGUAUAAAGGGGACAAUGAUCACAUUGCCAUGGAGCUGUACAGGGGACGCCUCAGGGUCAGCUACGAUACAGGAUCAUACCCUCCUUCCGCUAUAUACAGUGUGGAGACAGUGAAUGAUGGCAUCUUCCAUGCUGUAGAGUUGGUGGCGUCAGACCAGACUUUGUCUUUGUCAAUCGACGGCGGGACGCCCAAAUCCAUCAACUCCCUCAGCAAACAGUCCACCCUCAACAUAGAUUCUCCACUCUACCUUGGAGGAAUGCCAGAACGUGCCUCAGGGUCUGGGGGUCCCUCGUCCCUGCAGCACAGCUCAGGUGGUCGUAACGGCACCAGCUUCCACGGCUGCCUCCGUAACCUGUACAUCAACGGGAAGCUCCAGGACCUGGGGGCCGGGCUGGGCUCGGGGGCUCUGGGCUCCACAGCGGCACAGAGCACCAGCAGACAGUGGCUGGGCCAAGGGGUGGAGCCAGGCUGCCAGCCCUGUCAGAGAGGGGCCUGCGUCCAGGGCGACUGCCACCCGACGGGACAUCGAGGCUUCACCUGCACCUGUCACCCGGGCUGGACGGGAACAGUGUGCGACGAGCAAGUCAACAACCCAUGUGAUGGCAACAAAUGUAUACAUGGCACCUGCCUUCCAAUCAACUCCUACUCGUACUCCUGCCGCUGCCAGCCUGGUUUCGCUGGAGUACUUUGCGACGAGCAGGACCAGGACACAGCUAACCCCUGCAGUAUGUCACACUGUAAACAUGGCAAAUGUAGAGUGUCAGGCCUGGGGAAGGCAUACUGCGAGUGUAACAGCGGAUAUACAGGGGACGCGUGCGACAGAGCAUCUCCUGAGCUUCCUAUUAAUCCCUCACGGGGGACAACUCAGAGGUGGCCUGCAGAGGGGAACGGAUCCGAGAUGUCUACCAGAGACAGCAAGGCUACGCGGCGUGCCAAACCCAGGAGAAGGUCUCCCGCCUAGAGUGUCGGGGCAGCUGCCCGGGGGGAGCAGAAGGACAGGGCACCUGCUGCACCCCCCUCCGCAGCAAACGCAGGAAAUACACCUUCCAGUGCACUGACGGCUCUUCUUUUGUCCAGGAAGUGGAAAAGGUGGUCAAAUGUGGCUGUACAAAGUGUUCCUCAUAAAAAAAGAGAAAAAUUAAGAGACAUCACCCUUGGCAGAUUUCCUCCCCUCCAGAUAUGUUUUAUGUUCUUGCCCUCAUUACUUGAUCCUCGUACCCCUUGUCCAAGGUCCCGAAUCCUCCUGAGAGAAAACCCUUCACCCUCCACAGUCCCCUCCCCCAACCACCCCUGUUUUUUUAAAAACCCUUAAAAAAAGGCACACAAAAAACAAGAGAAACAACUAAAAAAUAGUUUCUUUUCUGUAUCAGUGCUGGACUGAUGAUUGAUGCUUCCUCGGUGGGGAUGUUGAAUUGUAUUGUAAAGUACAAAAACAGACUUAUUUUUUAUUAUGAAGUGGAGAAAAAGACAAAAAAAACCACAAGAGAUGACUUUCUUCCCUUACGUCUACUUCUUUUUGUUGGUCACGAUGACUCCAAUGGUGUGCCACACUGUCUCUGCCCUGGAGGACUGACCGGUCACUGACGGCUAACUGCUUCCUGUAGACUUCCUGCUUCCUGUCUGUGAGUUGUGUGUUUAGGAGUAACCUUAACUGGUAGUACCACAGACUCACCACUAUGCGGAGCUGCAUAAAUGCACGGGAGAUGGCGGGCAGUGACGACCCCCUUCAACACAAGAAACCACCACUAGUCUGCAGUCUCCCUCAACAGACCUCUGAACCCUCUGAGACUGUGUCCACCAUCAUACUCACAGCUGCGCUCAAACUUGUGAUAUUUUUUACAGCUACUGAACAACACACACACAUACAAAUGCUCUCACCAGUCUAAGAGUCAUAUGUAAUACCUGCCAGGUUAAAUAUACUCUCUGUUUAUCCACCCCCCAGUCAUGAAUGACAAGUAUUUAUUGUAUCAUAAAUACCUGUACUUAUUCAGUAGAUCCCCGAUGUAUCAAUCUGAUCUUUUAAUAUAUAUUAAUUUAUAUUUGUCCUUAUUUUUGUAUUAAAAAGACAUAAUCUGUCAAGAUAGUUGAACUAACAAAAUGGUGUCCUUUAUUUUGGUUGAAGAGAAGUUGUUUUUUGAUCACUGAAACUAUUGUGCUUGCCAGAGACCUUAGUUACAUUUUAAUCUGCAAAUGUGACGUGAAGACAUUGUAUAUUUUUGUCGCGUUUCCUGAGAGUUUGUACUGUGCCAUUACCAGAAGGUCUUUAUAUUAGAGUAUAAAUGUAUAGAUAAUUUCCCUACCUAUGUAUUUCACACAAAUCUUGUGAGUAGCAUUGACCCUAGAGGAUGCCUAGAACUGUUUUUACCUUUUUAACAAAUUUAUGCUUAAAGAAUACUGUGACUUUUUCUAAAUGAAACUACUUUGUUAGCCCCUUGGUCUCCGAUGUUAACAUGUUGCUGCUAAGUUUUUGUACCGUAGACUUGGAUCCUGAUCUGUAUGUUAUAUAGAACUUCCUGCUCCUACUGUACGUACGGGGGCACCUUGUGUAACAGAUAAAUACGUCCCCCCACCUCUACACAUGUGCAUUGUGCUUUAUAUUCCCCUGUUCUCCACCCCCAGACUAAUGUCAGUUCCCUGACUGAUGUUUGUUUAUUAAACACAAUAUUUACCUCACAA